CAUAAUGGGUCCAAUCGAAACCGGGUUCGUAAUUUUGAUCAUUUACUGCACUGUUACGGUGGAAAACGGCCCAAUCCAACCACAUGUGAACAAAGUUUUUUUUCUCCUGGCCUGUCAGCGUAUUCGCUUGCGAAGAUGAUGGGUGAUUGUUGAUGGCUGGCAGGCAGGCAGUACAGUGAAUAGAAAUCAAUCUCAUUUGCCAACUAAAAUAACGUGCGAAACCAUUUCCAAAUGUUUUUGAAAACAAGAGAAAGUGGACAAUAAACAUUAACUUCGAAUCAGCAAAGCACAUGAGAAUGUCAGAACAGUUCCCACAGCAGCGGCAGAUUAUCAUGAUUGAAGUGGUAGCAGGGAAGAAAGAAUCAAGUCACAAGGAGGUGGCUGUGUCAAACUUUGCCUUGCACGAGUCCCACUGCCAGCGGUUCCUAUGCCUGUGUCCAGACUGUGAUGAGCCGGUUCCCAGAGAGCUAUUGGAGCAGCACCAUCAGAACCAGCACAGCCAGGUGAAGUGCACCAAUUGCGACAAAAAGGUGGAGAGUUGCCAGCUCCUGGACCAUGAGUGUAAGGCAAGGCUGCAGCGCUGUGAGUUCUGCCCGGUGGAGCUGCCGCUGUCGGCCAUGGCGGAGCACAGCUUGGCGUGUGGCAGUCGCACCGAGCGCCGCUCCGACUGCGGACGCUACAUCACCCUGAGGGACCAGCCGGAGCAUGGUCAGAUCUGCCCUGACCUCAAUGCUCCCGAUAACCCCUCCAACGGCAGGCGAACAGCAGUGGUUUGCAGGAGCUGUACGAGGUCCUUCCCAUUGGAGGAGAUGGCGGAACAUCAGCUGGAGUGUGACCACACAUCAGAGGAGUCUAAAGGUGAUGAUGAUGAUGGCAGCCACAAACAGGAGCAGGCCAGUCCUCGUUUGACCAGUUCUAUGAAGUCUACAUUGUUCUCAGCCCAAGGCAAGAGGCAGGAGGGGAAGUUGACCAGAUCAGCACCUGUCCCCACUGUCACCUGGCUCUCCCCGUAGUCACACUACGAUGGCAUGAGGUCAAAUGUCAGAUCCAUGUCAACUUCAAAUGAGAAACGCGCUCAGAACCUCUGAAGGAACACUCCAUGGUGAAUUGGCAUAGUGGAGGACAAGUUAUUUGUGAUUUAUUUGAGCAAAUUGCAAGUUAUUUUUCACAGAAAAUCUGUAUUUGAGGCAGUUGAGUUAUUUCUGGUGAUUGGAUGGGUUGGGUAAUAGUAAGAGAUGAUGACUUAUUACAUUAGUCAGGAUUCUUCUCUCUACAAGAGGACAAGAAUCCUAUUUUUACCAUUGUUGUAUAAUUAAGCAAUAAACCCAUGAGGUUAUUAGUGCAGUAAAGAUAUAUGUUUUGUCAUACCUGUGGUGUACAUUCUCAUAUGCCACGGCUGUCAGUCAAUCACCAUUCAGGGCUCGAACCACCCAGUUUAUAAUACAUUGUUUACAACAGAAAUACAGUAUGUUCUGAAAAUGGGAAUGUUUUCUCCAUUAAAGUUGUACAUUUUAAUAUUGGUUUACAAAUGUACAUAACUGAUUUAUCAACAAAAAAUAAAUCGCUGUAAUGCACACACAAGAUUACAUUUUUUCAUAAUAGGUCCAAAUGCUGUGAGCGUUUUAUCUUCUCCUAUUGUGAUGUCACAAGGUGUCCCUUUGGUUUCACGGUAACAACAAUAAAAGCUAUGAAGGUUCCAGAA
Oncorhynchus keta (chum salmon) is the source of this 1702-nucleotide messenger RNA. RefSeq names its product XIAP-associated factor 1-like. The transcript has 7 exons. The coding region runs from base 291 to 1013 and encodes 240 amino acids. Gene Ontology annotation, molecular function: zinc ion binding. The record is from RefSeq and is a predicted model, not a curated record. Lineage: Eukaryota; Metazoa; Chordata; Actinopteri; Salmoniformes; Salmonidae.